AUGGGUAGCCCGUCUCCGCUGGAGAUCUUCGUCAAGCUCUUGUCAUGGCUACUGGGCUGGAUAUACAUGCUUUGCUGGUCGCUCUCCUUCUAUCCCCAGCCAAUCAACAAUUUCCGCCGUCGUUCUACCUACGGCCUAGCUAUCGAUUUCCCGACCAUUAACGUGCUCGGAUUUGUCUGCUAUACUGUAUAUGCGGCGGUGUUUCUGUACUCCCCGCUGAUCCAAGAGCAAUAUGCAGCGCGUAAUCCGCAUUCUCCAAAGCCUUCGGUGCGGUUCAAUGACCUGGCAUUUGCCGUUCAUGCCGUCAUCCUUAGCACACUCGUAUACACGCAGUUCUACCCUUCUAUCUGGGGCUUCAAGGUAGCAAAAUAUCAGCGAGUAAGCAAGCCGAUUGCAGGCCUCUUCUGGGGGUCUUUAAUAGCAAUCGCUCUGUUAGCGUGGAUCGUCGUUACUAAGAGCCCGGAUGGUGGCUCCGAUCCAUAUUCUUGGGCCUGGAUUGAUCUUCUCUACGGCAUUUCAUAUGUAAAAGUCGUCGUCACUGUAGUCAAGUACGUUCCGCAAGCGUGGCUCAACUACAAACGCAAGUCCACAGUAGGAUGGGACAUUCGACAGAUCAUUCUCGACCUGUCUGGCGGAGUUCUUUCUAUUGGUCAGCUGAUAUUGGACUCGAGUUUUGAUGCUGACUGGAGCGCUGUGACCGGGAAUCCCAUCAAAUUCUUGCUGGGUAAUGUUUCCAUCAUUUUUGACGUACUUUUCGUCGUCCAGCAUUAUAUUCUCUAUAAAGACCGGACAGACAAAGAGUCGGAUGAUAUCAAUAACGUCCCGAAUUUAAGGACGCCACUUCUUUCUGAAGAUGGCGGUCUCCCUCAAUAG
Molecule: messenger RNA, 873 nt
Organism: Talaromyces proteolyticus
Lineage: Eukaryota; Fungi; Ascomycota; Eurotiomycetes; Eurotiales; Trichocomaceae
Product: putative L-cystine transporter
Exons: 4
Coding region: 1-873 (290 amino acids)
Biological process (GO): L-cystine transport
Cellular component (GO): vacuolar membrane; fungal-type vacuole
Molecular function (GO): L-cystine transmembrane transporter activity
Source: RefSeq, a predicted model, not a curated record